Molecule: messenger RNA, 3853 nt
Organism: Durio zibethinus
Lineage: Eukaryota; Viridiplantae; Streptophyta; Magnoliopsida; Malvales; Malvaceae
Product: sphingoid long-chain bases kinase 1-like
Biological process (GO): phosphorylation; ceramide metabolic process
Molecular function (GO): ceramide kinase activity
Source: RefSeq, a predicted model, not a curated record
AAAAAAAAGGUGGGCUUGUAUUUCUUUCCUGACAUAUAAUGAAAUGAGCCCGAAAAGGCCGGGCCUUCACCUUAGGUUGUGAUCGACGACGAAUCCGCUAAACUCAACCUAACUCAUUCUGGCAGCGGCACGAUCCGCCGCCUUAGCCGCCGACCUCCUCCCUCUUCCUAUUAGUCUCAAUUUUCACUCCAAUUCCAAUUUCCAUUCUUUUAAACCCUUUCUACUGACCAAAUUAUUCACAAAUUUCGGUUGCAGCCAAUUUUUUGAACUAAAAUUUGAAAUUUGUAUGCUGAUCUUACAGAUUAAUCGUACGAUUGACGUCUGAUCGCAAUUCGAGCUGCCAUCAUCAUCAUAAUCUCCGGGUCAUCUGCUACAGCUGGCUUGAGAUUAUAAGAAGAAACAAGGAAAAGAAAUAUUUUUUUGUAUGUCUCCAUCUGUACAUUUCUUCUCCGUGAUUGUGAAAUUUGGUGGUGACAAUUACGGAGCAGAAGCGCGUGAACGGAUAUGGAGGAGAGUGGGAAUCUGUCGAGGAGUAGUAAUAGUCCGUCAGUGAGAGUGUCGUCGUCGCCGCAGUCCAAGCAGUCGUUGAGGCGGCUGAGCUUGUGCUCGCAAAUAUUAACACACUCUUCCCCAAUUGUGUUCCCAGAGAAACGUACUAAGAAGCUCAAGGAUUCAUCCAAGCGUGGCGAAGCCCCUGUCACGGAUGAUCAGCUUGAUAAAUCCAAGAGUGAAGAGCUUCGAAUCGAUAUCGGAGGAGGGGAUGAAAAAUCUGAUUUACUUGGUUAUGUGGUUUACUCAGGGAAGCUCAUUUUGGAUAAGAGAAAGAAUGUCCACACUAAUAGUAAUUCCUCCGAUGUAAAGCAGAAUUCUUCUACUGAUAUUGCCAACCAAGAAGGAGUCGCUGCUAAACUCACUAGCAAGGCAUUGGUUUGGGGUUCUCAUGUCUUGCCUCUUGAUGAUGUCAUCUCGGUAUCCUACAAUGUUGGUGUUAGACAUUUCACUGUGCAUUCUUACCCUCUAAGAAAGGGUUCUUGUGGCCUUUCCUGUUUUAUUAAACCGAAGAGAAGUCGGAAAGAUUUUCGUUUCUUGGCUUCUACUGCAGAAGAGGCAGUCCAAUGGGUUGGUGGGUUUGCAGAUCAGCAGUGUUUCAUCAAUUGUUUGCCUCACCCUUUAGUUUCUUCGAAGAAACAGGCUUCUUCUGAAUUGUUUCCGAUGGAUACUCCUCCUGAACUCGUUUUCAGGUGCAAGAAUCCACCGAAAAUGCUUGUUAUAUUGAAUCCAAGGUCAGGUCGGGGUCGUUCUAGUAAAGUUUUCCAUGGCAUUGUGGAACCAAUAUUUAAGCUUGCAGGGUUUAAAUUGGAGGUAGUCAAAACAACAUCUGCUGGCCAUGCUAAAAAGCUGGCAUCUACUGUUGAUAUCAGCACAUGUCCUGAUGGAAUAAUAUGCGUUGGUGGGGACGGGAUUAUCAAUGAGGUUCUAAAUGGUCUGCUUAGUAGAGACAAUCAGAAAGAAGGAAUUUCUAUACCCAUUGGAAUUAUACCGGCUGGUUCUGAUAAUUCACUGGUUUGGACUGUUCUUGGAGUUAGAGAUCCAGUCUCUGCUGCUAUUUCUAUUGUGAAGGGAGGUCUUACUGCUACAGAUGUUUUUGCUGUUGAAUGGAUUCAGACUGGUGUUAUUCACUUUGGGAUGACAGUCUCCUAUUAUGGUUUUGUCAGUGAUGUCUUAGAACUUUCUGAGAAAUAUCAGAAAGGAUUUGGUCCUCUAAGAUAUUUUGUUGCUGGGUUCCUCAAAUUUUUGUGUUUGCCAAAAUACAAUUAUGAAGUGGAGUACCUUCCAGCAGCAAAAGAGGAUCGAGAGGUAGUUGACAUGUCAGACCUUUACACAGACAUUAUGGGGAGGUCAAAGACGGAUGGCAUUCCCAGAGCCUCUAGUUUAUCUAGUAUUGAUUCAAUAAUGACUCCUAGUCGAAUGUCUGGAGGUGAGAUGGAGACAUUUAGUAGCUCUAAUGCCAGAACUGAACCAUCUGAGUAUGUGCGAGGCCUUGAUCCUAAGACUAAACGGUUGUCAUCUGGAAGAAACAAUGUAACUACUGAGCCUGAAGUUAUUCAUCCUCAGUUACCAUUCUCAACGACUCCAAAUUGGCCAAGGACCAGAUCAAAAUCAAGAACAGAUAAAGGAUGGAGUGGAGUGACUGCAGCAAAUGAUCCUUCUAGAUGUUCUUGGGGUAAUGCUGCAACAAAUGAUAGAGAGGAUAUAUCUUCCACAUUGUCUGAUCCAGGUCCAAUUUGGGAUGCUGAACCAAAGUGGGACACUGAGGCUAAUUGGGAUGUGGAAAAUCCAAUCGAGUUACCAGGGCCAUCAGAUGAUAUUGAGUCAGGAAUAAAGGAAGUUGUUCCAAGAUUCGAAGAUAAAUGGGUUGUGACCAAGGGGCCAUUUCUUGGCAUCAUUGUGUGCAACCAUGCAUGCAGAACCGUGCAGAGUUCUCAGGUGGUGGCUCCAAGUGCUGAACAUGAUGACAACACCAUGGAUAUGCUGUUAGUUCACGGUAUUGGGCGGUUGAGGUUGAUGAGAUUUUUCUUGCUUCUACAGAUGGGUAAACACCUUUCACUGCCAUAUGUUGAAUAUGUCAAGGUGAAAUCAUUUAAGAUUAAGCCUGGGAAACACACGCAUAAUGGUUGUGGGAUUGAUGGUGAGCUUUUUCCCCUCAAUGGACAAGUAGUAUCAUCUUUGCUUCCAGAACAGUGCAGACUAAUUGGUCGCUUCCCUAGCCGUCAUGUAUAAUGACCAAGAGAUGAUGUUUUUGAAUUUUUCUGUUUGUCAUGUCUUGGAUGUGAAUGCUCUCUUUUAUACUCGUGGCUGUGGAAUAUGCAGAGUAUCCUUAUACAAAACAAAAAUAUCUUCUGUUAUAUUUUCACGUUAACCCCCUUCCAGUUUGUUCCAUUACAUACAUGAGGGUUCUGUAAAUUUUGUUGGGUUUAUGUAUCUGUUUUCUGCUGCUUGUUUAUUUGCUUUUCUACUCCUCUUUGGUAUAUAUGCGCUUUUCUCUUGUUUGUUUCUAUGUGAGAGUUGCUAAAUGUAUUGAAAAUUUACCUUUUUGUUCCUUUGAAAUUUCUUUAUAAGAUAUCUUCUGGAUCUGAGAUAUUUACAAAAGAAUGUCUUGUCCUUUUAUCUUCUCUAUUUUCUCAGUUCUGUUUCUGUCUUUCUCCAUCACUGCUUCAUAUCCCAUUGAAUGAAAAGCAUCCAAGUGUGCCAUGAUGUAGAAGUUCUACAAAGAAGGGAAGGCGAUCACUGAGCAAAUCGCAAUCAUUCCUUCUUUUACUAACGUAAGCUCUAUUAAAGAUGGUGCAUGUAUAGGAUGAUUUUUAUUGCAGGUUGCAAAGGGGUUGAUUUGAAUUCAGAUUGUAUUGGUUCGGAUUUCCGUUAGUUUCAAGCAAUUUUAAAUUUAAUUUAUUAGAUAUUAGAUGUAAUCCUUUUAACAUGAUUUUGGUUUGAAUUAUGAUGGAAUCUCAUAUUUUUGGAUUUGAUUUUUGACUAUUUGUGCAAUUCAGAUUUGGGUGGAUUCAAGUUCAGGUUUUUUUCCGAAGGGUUUUCAGCUUAAGUUGUUUUGCUUCCUCUAAAAAGUUGUAGAAUUUUAGCGUGGUUAGAACUUGGAAAAGAAAAAAAUGGAGCCUUUGUCCCUGUCUGGUGGUGGCUGGGGAUGAUUGGCUGGCUUGGGUUUUUGCUAUCCAUAAAGAUUGGAUUGGAGAGUGGGCCAGGUUGCCUUCUCCACCUCUCAUACCUCAUCCCCUACCCUUGUUGCCCCAAGUAUUUGUGGACAAAGCAUCUUUUUCGAUCUCAAAACGCUGCCGUGAAA